This is a messenger RNA of Aegilops tauschii subsp. strangulata, 6837 nucleotides long. The record is from RefSeq and is a predicted model, not a curated record. NCBI's taxonomy places the organism in Eukaryota, Viridiplantae, Streptophyta, Magnoliopsida, Poales, Poaceae.
UAAAACAAAACAUUCAUCAGAAUGUGAAAAAUGCUGAGCACUCCAUCCUGCUUGCAACUGAUUUAGAAAGACCGUGUUGCACGCGUGUAAUGUCAUCCCGUCUAUUACACUACUCAAAUCGAUCAAAGAUGAAAUGAGAAAUCGUGAUAAAGGAUCUGUAUGCAGCCUGCUGAAAAGUAAAGAAAUGACAGAAAAGAAAAAGAAGUUGGGUAAUGGGUUGAUGCUCUUCCUGGAAGCCUAGGAAAAUCGCGGUCCCCAGGUCCCCUGCCCUUAUACAUUUAUCAUGAAGGCUCAUGCUGAAAGAAGUAAAGAAUGUAGAGAAAGGAAAAGAAGAAGCUGCCUACACGCAUGCCUUGGUGGCGUGGGUUCCAGGUAGAAUAGAAGAACAAAUCCUUUUGGUAGCGGCUCACGGCUGGGCACACACACAGAUAGACGUGUGCAUCGCAUUGCAUGCAAGGCGACACACCACACAGACGCAUGAACGCGUGCUAGGUGCUAGCCUGGCCUGCUUCUGCUAAACCAAACAAACUCUUGAAACACCAUCACACAGACCAGGCCGGCGGCGGCGUCGGCGGCGGCGGCGAGGGAUUUAUCCAUGGCGGAGCUGGCGUCGGGCGCCGUGGGGACGCUGCUGGGCGUGAUCGGCCAAGAGGCGCUGAGGCUCGGCCGCGUCCGGCAUGACGUGCAGUUCAUCCAGGAGGAGAUGGAGAGCAUGGGCAGCUUCCUCGCGAACCUCUCCGGGAACAGCCGCGAGCACGACGAACAGGUCCGCACCUGGAUGAACCAGGUCCGGAUUCUCGCCAACGACUGCAACAACUGCAUCGACCUAUACCUCUACCGUGGGGACCCCGCUCUCCACUUGCCCAAGGAAGGCCCCGGCCGCUACCUCCGGUGGGCUCCCUGGCUGCUGCGCAAGCUGCUCGCACAACAUCGCGCAGCCGGCCAGCUGAGGGAGCUCAAGGACCGGGCACAGGACAUCGGCAACCGCCGAAUGAGAUAUGGCGUCGAGGUCAAAACAGAGUCAUCGUCUUCCGGAGCUGGGCUUACGGAGUCAUUAUUGCUGUCAGCCACACAAGACCAUGAAGAAGAAGAAGAAGACGAUGACGACCAACAUGGUGAUGAUCCACUGAAGGUGGCCUUGUCCAUGACUACUAUGUGGAUGGACAAGGAAGACUACUUUAGGAGGAGGCUAGAUGACUGGAUUGGAUCGGUGGUGCAGGCGGCGGCGGAGGCGGAGGCAGCGAAGAAAGGCAUAAAGUUAAAUGCGGAGGCGGCGACCGGAUCAAAACCAUUACUACCAUCCAUCGCCUUUGUAGCGAAGAACGAGUACGCCGACCAUCUUCGGUGUAAAGUCUUGGAAGUGGCAGACGGCCAUUUCAAGAGGGCGAAGGGCGUCCAAGAUAAGGUUGUCCCACCGACGACCAAGGACGCCGGGAAUAUCAUAGUCUUCGUCGACAUCCGCGCGGUGCACUACCAUAAUGUACCGCUACGACCCCACAAGAUUCUCUGCUACAUCCUGGCUGAGCUCGAGCCGCAGCAAGGCAAAGCUUCUACUUACAGAAAAAGAUGGGGUACUUACAAAUACGCAAGGAAGACGAUUCAUGAAAUCAAGGUCAAGAUAAAUAAAGUGAAUGUCGACGGGAAGAUCAAUGACAUCGUAGUAUCCAAUCUUGGUGAUAGUAAAGAUCAGCUGUGGGACCUGCAAAUUUUGGACAAUCUACAGGAGAAGCAAGAAAUUGGCGGUGAAGAAUUGGGCCGACUCCUGCGGCUGCUUAUCUACCACUCAACUAGUACUGCUGCUGCAACUGAAAAGGACAAAAAGAUUAAAUCUGGAGUAUCAGAGUUGUACGAUGACAUCAUCAAGCAAACAGCCAGGAACCUUAAAUUGAAAAUAGAAGAAGGAUGCUCAAGCUCAGAGCUGCAGGAGCCCAAAUCAGGCGGCUCAAGCCCAGAGCUGCAGGAGCUCGAAUAUGAAGACAUCUUGAAGACGGUGUUCCCAGAAACGAACGCCAGCAGCAUUACCACCACCACUGCUGCCAAUAGUCCUCAUAGCACAUUGGUCGACGAUCAAAUCCAAGAAAUGGUCAGAAGGGUUACAGAAAUGAUGCAUGAUCUCAGGGAAUUAGAAAAAUCUGACAAGACAACCCCGGAAGCUGAUUUUCACGAAAGCAUAGUGAAGAAGAAGGCAGAGAUCAUAAAGAAGAUUAGGAAGCAGCUCAAGGUUAAAAUGAUGAUGCAAAAGAUUAAAAAACGCUUGGAAGGUGAUCAAAGGAUCCUGGUCAUACUGGAAGUUUAUGACAAGCAUGUGCCUGUAUGGCAAGAGACCAGAAACAGUUUGAUCUCGUUGGAAUUGGAGUGCCCCAUCGCAGGUGCUGUGUUCGUGGUCACAAAGACCACUCAACAGGAUUUUUCCUGUCCAGACCUGAUGGACCGUAUAGAAUAUUCUCUUGUUGGCCUCUACCUUGAUACUGUGGUCCAUCAUACAGGCCAGCAUAUGAAUGAUCCACAAACCCGCCUGAUUCUUCGCAACAUCUUGCGUGAGUGCGAGCCACAUGAAUUCUGCAUGAAGAUCUUUGCUCAAGCAUUGUACACCAAACCCAAGAGGAGCAGAGAAGAGUUGAGCAAGCUGCACAGCUCCUUGUGUGCACGUGACACACCAGAAUCAUUGCCCAGUAUGAUGCUCAAAUUCUCCUACAGGGAGCUACCUAAAGACUACAGGUCCUGUUUGUUGUACCUCGCUAUCUUCCCUCAAGGAGAACCCAUCAGGCGGUCAACCUUGAUAGAACGAUGGGUUGCAGAAGGGCUGAUAACCACCAAAGACUGGAGCUGGUCCUCUUCAGUGGUUGAAGCCGAGAAAUGUUUUGAUACGCUCGUCGCCCGGUGCCUUGUUUGUCCUUCUGACAUUGGUGCUACUGGAAAGGUCAAGAGCUGCACAGUCCAUAAGCUAGUUUAUGGAUUCAUUACCAAGAUCGCCAAGAAGCAGCGCAUUCUGCAGACACGGCUGUCACGUCACUUGGCUCAUCACUUCUCCAUAUUCAGCGAUGUCCGCCUUCGCAGCUCUGAAACAAUUGAAGAUUUUUUGAAAAAGUCAUCCCAGUUCUCCAAGCUUAAGGUACUAGAUCUAGAAGGCUGUCGUUGCUUCCAACAGAAGAACCAGUGCUACCUGAGGGACAUAUGCAGGAAGAUACUGAUGCUCAAGUAUCUCAGCUUGAGGAGAACGGAUGUUACCAGUCUGCCGAGUGAAAUCAACAACCUUCAUGAGCUGGAGGUAUUGGAUAUCCGGGACACCAACAUUCCUGCAUAUGAAACAAGAACUGUCCUGCUCCGAAAGCUGAAGCGUCUGUUGGCUGGUCAAAAGCUGAAGCUUGUGUUGGCUGGUGAAGUUGAUCCAAGUCCAAGCAGCCCUACUGACUUCCCCAGUGUCCAGAUGCCUGAGAAGAUUGAAAAAAAGGAGAGUCUGGAGGUACCGUGCAAUGUCAAGCUGAAGAAUCGUCUGAAGCGUCUAUUGCCUGGUCAUGUUGAUUCAAGUCCUGCUGACUUCUCCAGUGUGCAGAUCCCUGAGAAGGUCGAAAAAAUGGAGGGUGUGGAGGUAUUGUCCAAUGUCAAGCCCAAGAGUCAUCAAGACUUGAAAGAUAUUGGAGGUCUAAAUGAGCUGAAGAAGCUCGGCGUGGUUAUCAACAAGGAGAGUGACCUACAGCGAUUGCUUAAAUCAAUCAAUGAUCUCCUAAAACAGUCCCUCCGUUUUCUGUCAAUUACUCUUGACAUAAGCAUAUACAAGGGCUCUUCAUCAGAGCUGAGUCUGGUAAACAGCCCCAAGUAUCUCGAGAGCCUAACUAUAAAUGGAAGCAAAAAGUGCCCCAAGGAUCUUCAGAGCCCAAGUAUCAACAAAAGCACUAGCACACAUAUGGGGAAGAUUCUUGAAUUAUUGACCAAUAAUGGCAAUAAACUUGCCAAGGUAACUCUAAGUUGCACUUUUCUGAGCCAGGAACACCUGAAUGUACUUGCCAAGCUUGAGAACUUACGGUGUGUCAAGCUUCGACACAAUGCGUACACUAAGAGCAAUCUCAUCUUCAAAGAGGGUGAAUUCAAGAAUCUCAACAGAUUUCUUGUUGAGGGAACCAACAUGACUGAAAUCAUAUUUGAUAAUGGAGCUGCUACUCAGCUCGAGAAAAUCGUUUUGUCCUCCACCAACAUAGUCCCUAUCAGUGGAGUUAAUUACCUCCAAAAUUUGGAGGAGCUCGAGCUGAACCACAUCAAGAACAAGGGCAAGUUGCAUUCAUUACUUCACAAUGCCGAUCACAUAACCAAGGUGACCCUUCGUGAUACAUUGCUGGAGCAAAGUGAUCUGGAAAUCCUGGCCCAGAAACCAAAUAUGCGCUGCAUAGUGCUCUUGGACAAGACUGGUAGUCAGCUUAUCUUGAACAAAGAUGAAUUCCAAAACGUCAACCUUCCUAUUGUCGACAAACUUCCUACAUCAAAAGAGCUAAACGGUGGCAUUGUCCCUGAUAAGGUGAAAGAAGACAUCAAAACACCAGAAGGUAGAAGCCUUGACUGCGAACAGAGAAAGCCAGAAAAUCAAGACCAAGCGAAAGGAAACACAAGAGAACCGGAUGGUGCUGCAAGAUGCCCAUCCUUGUGGAAGGCGAAGGGUUGGUGUGGGAGGUAUUGAAGGCCUUCCUGUUACUUCUUCCGUUCAUCAUCACUUCCUGCCAUGGUAUGUGUUUGUGUGUGCUCGUGUGGUUUGCCGUUGUGUGUUUCUGUCUACUGAGUGUGCAUUUGUGUUCUGCCUGUGCGGAUUGAUUUGAGUGGUGUGGUUGUGGCUGUAUCCAGUUACUUGUUCUGCCUGUGUGCCUUGUUAUUGUGGUUGAGCAUAAUGGUUGUGUGUAUGCUCAUAGGUAUGGAUUUGUGUGGCUUUCCUCUGGACAAUAUGGUUCCAUGUAAUAAGUGCAAUGCUUGUACGCACAUUUGACUUGCUAUUAAUAUAUACUGUUGUGUGCUAUAUCAUGUGCUUUGGCUGGGUUCUCCAAUGAUGAACUGGUGUAGGUCAUAACGUAAUAAUGCAGCUACCAGCCGUAAUAUCAAAAGCAGUUAAUUAUAGCCUUUGAAGCAGAGUUUGUUUUAAUGCAGAUCAGAGGUUUCUCAGAUAUUUGUCCAUCUUCACCGUAGCUAGUGCGGUACUGAAACCGUCCAUGGUUUUAUGUAAGUCAUCACUGAUCUAGUGAAAAACAGCUAGGUCGGUAAAGUCGUUUGCCAAAUAAACAGAAGUUUCAUAGACUAAGUUUCACUAGAGUCCUCUUGACAGAAUUCAGUAAGAGGCUCACACAUGACCAGACACCUAUCUUUAGAGCCUGUUCGGAAAUGGUCCAGCUCCUCUGAAUUCUCAACUCCCACUCCUCCAUCCAAGAUGCUGCUCCUUGUAAAAAGCAGCGCUGAAAAAAACUGUUCGGCAAGCAGCUUCGCUCCUGAUUCACGAGGAGAGGCAGAACCGUAUAGGCGAGCGAGUCGGGCGCGGCCGCUCGAACCGUUUUCCACUUGGCGGUGGCAAUCCUUUCGUAAAUCUUACCAACUCUCCGAUUUUAAAUAUCUGAGACCCUGAAAACUGUAGCUCCGUGGAAUUGCAUUGUAGCCUGCUCCACUCCAGAGUUUCAACUCCGCAGAGUUCGGGCGUUCGGCACGGCUCCACCAACUCCAGGAGGGGAGUUGAGGAGUGGAGAGAAUCCGAACACGCCCUUAGUGCGCAAAAAUUCCCUAAAGCUGUUCAUAGAGAUUUCACUUGCUGCAGCAGUAUCCACACAUUCAGAAUUUAUAUUUGAACCAAGGCUAGUAUGCUCCCCGUACCUGAGUUAGAUCUUGUGAGAGGGCUCUACUCCCCUUCAGUUCCUCUAAUCUCAGAAAUAGCCAAGUUAUCACAGCUAGCUUAAUAAGUGCCAUCAGAUAUCAUUUUUCAGAGAACUGAUGGAACUCCAUUGUCACUGGAAAUUUUGCUGUUGAAUCUCUUCUCGAGGAACAAGACCACAUUUACUUUGCAAAACUGAGAACACCACCGAGUGAAGAACCGUGAGUCACUUGUACCCUGUAAUCUUCCCCUAUCAGGACCAUGCGACAGCAACAGCUUCCUCGUCAGGUAGAUCAAAAGCAGAGUAUAAGAAGCAAGGAAGUUCUGUAUCCUGCUUUUAUUGCUCCUGCUUCCUCUGCGCUGGCAUUAUUUUUUCUCCUUCGAUCUUUCAUUCCAGUACUUAGAUGAGCUUUGAGAGCUGCAACUAAUAUAUUCCAGUAUUCCACCUUGGCGCAACCACGCUGCUGUUGGUCAAGACUGCCAUCAGCCAUGGCACUGUCUUGCACCUGCUGAUCUUCACUAGGAAGUAGAAACACACUGAAUGCUAGAUGAUUCCAGAACAUGAUUCAGGCCUGAUUGCAGCACCUUCUUCCUAUCGUGGUGUUCAUUUUUCCUGUGGUUUAUAUAUGAACCACGGCUUCUGCAACAGGCAUUUGAUCAAACACCUGACCUGGUGCGCAUGUCUCCUCGGCCUACACCUGACAGAACUGUGAGCAUCGCCAUGGACCCAUGCCUCCAUCUACAAUGUGUCGACAUAGUACUGUAUAAGUUAUCCUGGCCAAAUGGAGGGCAGACCCAGGCACCGGCAAUGUGUCGAACACCUGGUGAGCGUGACCAGAUACAGCUAGAGGCAGAGGAAUCCGUCCUCGCGUUCUUCAGCCGAACAGUUCUUAGCUUCGUCAGCGCACGAUUGACUCUCUUCUUAUCGGUUUUCAUUCAUGGUGAAUGAAAACUGGGGGCGCGCCCCUGCAUCUGCAUUCGAAAUUGAAAAAUGCGCUCGA